This is a messenger RNA of Quercus robur (English oak), 3601 nucleotides long. Its product is annotated as FT-interacting protein 3-like. The transcript is spliced from 2 exons. Lineage: Eukaryota; Viridiplantae; Streptophyta; Magnoliopsida; Fagales; Fagaceae. The coding region runs from base 368 to 3406 and encodes 1012 amino acids. The record is from RefSeq and is a predicted model, not a curated record.
AUCACUUACACACAUACCAUUCACAAAGUAGGCCAAGACCUUUCUGUUCAUAUAAUCAAUAUUCUCUCUCUAUCUCUCUCGUCUUGAACCAUUUUACUCGUUUUCGACGACUCUCUCUCUCUCUCUCUUUUCGUUUUGAACCAUCUUAGAAAAGUUCCUGGGCUCUCAUUGCUGCUUCUUUUCUUUGUUACAUAUUAGGCUCUUUUGAGUCUUUGAUGCUCAGCUUAGCUUAACGUCAACUUCUCUGAGCUCAUCUCUUCAUCUCCUGAGUGAAACUCUGUAGCUCUAAUUAAGGUUCUCCGUCUCCCCUGCCAAGUUCUGCUAUAUUUUUUUUAUCAGUCUCUUGUCAAUUCUAAUUGAAAAACCCAUGAGUAAUCUCAAACUAGGGAUUGAGGUUGUGAGUGCCCAUGACCUUAUAGCCAAAGAUGGGCAAGGCUUAUCUGAUACUUAUGUGGAGCUCCACUUUGAUGGACAAAAAUUUCGUACCACUACUAAAGAAAAAGACCUGAAUCCUGUUUGGAAUGAAAGCUUUUACUUCAAUGUCUCUGAUCCAAAUAACCUCUCUAACCUCACCCUUGAUGCUUAUGUUUAUAGCUAUAAUAAGGCCAACAACAGCAGAUCUUUCCUUGGAAGGGUUCGUCUUACAGGGACAUCAUUUGUGCCAUAUUCUGAUGCUGUUGUUUUGCACUACCCUCUGGAAAAAAAAAGCUUUUUGUCGCGUGUAAAAGGAGAGCUUGGUCUGAAAGUCUUUGUAACUGAUGACCCUUCUAUACGAUCUUCAAAUCCACUUCCUGCAAUGGAAGCCUCUCUGAAUUCAGGAUCACGUCCAAUCCAAGGUCAAGGCCCUAACGAACAAGUUCCUAGUUUUGUUCCAAAACCAUUCUCCAAUGAAAAAGGCGAGUCAAGACGUACAUUCCAUCACCUUCCUAAUCCAAAUCCUGCACGGCCACAGCAGCUUAACAUUCCCCCCAUGUCAACCCAGCCAAGUUUCGACUAUGGGGUGCAAGCCAUGAAAUCUGAACCGCAGGUUUCAAAAGUUGUUCACAUGUACUCGGGUCCAUCACAAUCUGACGAUUAUUCACUUAAAGAGACAAGUCCUCACCUUGGAGGGGGUCGGGUUGUUGGGGGGCGAGUAAUACGAUCAAAUAGGCCAUCCAGCACAUAUGAUCUUGUUGAACCAAUACGUUACCUUUUUGUACGUGUUGUGAAAGCUCGUGAUCUUCCUUCUAAGGAUGUGACAGGAAGCCUCGACCCUUUUGUUGAAGUAAAACUUGGGAACUUCAAAGGAAUUACAAAGCACUUUGAGAAAAAACAAAAUCCUGAGUGGAAUGAGGUGUUUGCCUUUGCUAAGGACAAUAUACAGUGGUCUAGCCUGGAUGUUGUAGUGAAGGACAAGGAUAUGCUAAAAGAUGAUUUUGUUGGGCGUUUGAAGUUUGAUCUCAAUGAAGUUCCUACACGGGUUCCACCUGAUAGUCCUUUGGCUCCAGAGUGGUAUAGACUUGAAGACAAGAGUGGGGAGAAGAAGAAAGCGGGGGAGCUGAUGCUUGCUGUCUGGUAUGGCACACAAGCUGAUGAGGCUUUUCCUGAUGCUUGGCACUCAGAUACAUUUACUUCCUCUGAUGGCUCUUCAGCCUUCUCCUCACAUCUCCGCUCUAAAGUUUACCAUUCACCAAGAUUGUGGUAUGUUCGUGUCAAUGUAAUUGAGGCACAAGACUUGGUUGUAUCUGAAAAGUCUCGUUUUCCGGAUGCAUAUGUUAGGGUACAAAUUGGCGGUCAGUCAUUGAAGACAAAAGUGGUUCAAGCUAGGGGUUCGAAUGCAAUCUGGAAUGAGGAAUUCAUGCUUGUUGCUGCUGAACCAUUUGAAGAUCAUCUGAUUCUUUCAAUUGAAGAUCGUGUAGGUUCCAACAAAGAUGAGACCAUUGGGAGGGUUGUUAUACCUUUGAACAGAGUCGAGAGGCGUGCUGAUAACCGAAUGAUCAGAAGCCAAUGGGUCAACAUUGAGAAGUCCAUGUCAGCCGCAAUGGAUGGAGAUCAUGGAAAGAAAGAGAAAGACAAGUUCUUUAGUAGACUCCAUGUCAGUAUCUGUCUUGAUGGAGGGUAUCAUGUGCUGGAUGAGCCGACUCACUACAGUAGUGACCUCCGACCUUCAGCAAAGCCCCUUUGGAAGCAAUCAAUAGGUGUUUUGGAACUUGGCAUUCUGAAUGCUGGUGGGCUCCAUCCUAUGAAAACAAGGGAUGGUAAGGGCACAUCAGACACUUAUUGUGUAGCAAAGUAUGGGAACAAGUGGGUCAGGACUCGAACGAUAGUCAACAGCUUGAGCCCAAAGUACAAUGAGCAGUACACUUGGGAAGUCCAUGAUCCGGCCACGGUUCUCAGUGUGGGAGUUUUUGAUAACAGCCUGAUUGGUGGUUCAAAUGGUAACAAAGAUAUGAAAAUUGGCAAAGUUCGAAUUCGAAUUUCUACUCUUGAGACUGGCCGAGUCUACACUCACUCGUAUCCAUUGCUAGUCCUUCACCCCUCUGGUGUCAAAAAAAUGGGUGAAAUACAUCUAGCAAUACGGUUCUCAUGCACAUCACUGGUGAGCAUGAUGUUUAUAUACACUCGACCUGUUCUCCCAAAGAUGCAUUACGUAAGGCCAUUGAGUGUGAUGCAGCAGGAAUGGCUGCGUCACCAGGCUGUAAACAUAGUGGCAGCUAGGCUUGGUCGAGCAGAACCCCCUGUUAGGAAGGAGAUAGUUGAGUACAUGUCUGAUGCAAACUCUCAUCUUUGGAGCAUGAGGCGUAGUAAGGCGAACUUUUUUCGGUUGAUGACAGUUUUCUCAGGAUUAUUAUCAGUUGGAAGGUGGUUUGGUGAUGUUUGCAUGUGGAAGAACCCUAUCACGACGGUGUUAGUACAUGUUCUCUUUGUGAUGCUGGUGUGUUUCCCAGAGCUGAUUCUGCCAACUGUUUUUCUAUACAUGUUCGUGAUAGGAGCUUGGAAUUUCCGGUACCGCCCAAGAUACCCUCCUCACAUGGACACAAGAAUCUCUUAUGCAGAUGCAGUGCACCCUGAUGAGCUUGAUGAAGAAUUUGAUGCAUUUCCAACCAGUCGGAGUACUGACAUUGUUCGGGCAAGGUAUGAUCGGCUAAGGAUAGUGGCCGGGAAAAUUCAGACUGUUGUGGGUGAUGUGGCUUCCCAACUGGAGCGUGUCCAGGCCCUCCUAAGCUGGCGAGAUCCUCGUGCCACAUUUAUAUAUAUGAUCUUCUGUUUUGCAGCUGCCAUUGUGUUGUAUGUAACACCUUUCCAGGUGCUGACUCUUCUGUCUGGGUUUUACUUCAUGAGGCACCCCAAGUUUCGUCAUAAGAUGCCAUCAUUACCCAUUAAUUUCUUCCGUCGGCUACCGGCUAGGACUGAUAGCAUGUUGUAGACAGGUUGUUGGGAUUUUCUGUAAAAAGUUUCUACUGCCAGUGUGUUUUGGGUCUCGGAUUUAUUUGAAGUAAUUGGCAGUAAUUGUAAAUGUUCUAUCUCCUGUAUUUGUCUGGUUGUGGAAGUUGAUACAGAUGUGUGUAUGCAAGCUUUGUACUCAAUGGUAGUUAUUUAUUUAUAGAUGUCAUGUUUAGCA